This is a messenger RNA of Sparassis crispa, 3114 nucleotides long. Its product is annotated as telomeric DNA binding protein. The record is from RefSeq and is a predicted model, not a curated record. Gene Ontology annotation, molecular function: Hsp90 protein binding; telomeric repeat DNA binding. Gene Ontology annotation, biological process: telomere maintenance via telomerase; protein stabilization. Lineage: Eukaryota; Fungi; Basidiomycota; Agaricomycetes; Polyporales; Sparassidaceae. Gene Ontology annotation, cellular component: cytosol. The transcript is spliced from 6 exons. Bases 1 to 3114 code for a protein of 1037 amino acids.
AUGUCCACUGAAUUCGCCGAUUCCGCUCUUGCCCAGAUUAGAGACACCAUUGCGCGUCUGCAGUCUCCAAUACCGGAUUAUCGAACUGUUCUCCAGCUGCUCAGUGCCCCUCUUGCUUGCCUCGGGCUGCUUCCUCCGCGUUUUGUUCAAUACAAUGUUUCUCCACUUCCAAAGGAGAGUUUCAGCAUCCCUCGGCAUAUCCCCCUCCUACAGAGGGCCCUCCUUGAGCAUGUAAUUCCAACUUGGGAGCCGGAAUUGGUGAGAGAAGACGCGUCUGGCAUUGUGGAACAAUACUUCUGUCCCGAUGCGUUCUCUUUCGCAUCGCCUGCGGCAGGUCAAGUCGCUGUCCUCGCGUAUUCGACUAUACUGUCGUCACCGAUAACGGAGUAUUCCGUUCGUACUCUCGUCCGACUAUGCAAAUCCUACCCAAUAGAUGUUCUGCAUUCUGUCGUCUUCUCUGAUCGAACCAGUCAUGUAUCGGGGAAACAAACGAUCACCUGGGAAGAUUGCGUGCGCAAUGCAGCCGCCAUACCUGGCAAGGUGGCAAACGCUAUGGGAGGAACUGGAAACAUCCCGCCCGAGCUAGAGCAUGGCACAUACUUCAACGAUCUGAGCGUGCGAUUUGAGCGUCUCGUAUACUCACUCUCCACCAACUCCUCCAGAGACAGGAUAUCUUCCGUCACAUAUUUGUUGACCAAGCUCGUGAACAUCGGUGUAUUCAGUCUGUUCAAGCCGUCCUCUCCAUCCCAGCCGUCAUUCUUCAGCGCUACUCUACCAGCGAUUCGCGCUUGUUUUGCGGGGCCCGACCAUGCCUCCUACUCCUCCUCGUGGUCGAAGGUCCUUUUAUCUUUGUCAUCAACCGUGGUGCUCCAGUCUGUUAUCGCUUCGCUAUGCUCUUCUUUGGCCGACAUUCCUCGCGCAUUGGAUCCAGACGCUCGCUCGAGGGCUCUGGUCAAGCGCGAGGCGCAGUUGCUGAGAAAUGUACUAGGUAACCUGCGCAAAGAUCAAGGUGAGAUUGUUGAUAGCGUCAGCGCAGUAGUUCUUGGGCGCGAGUGGAGCGAGGGACAUGCACGGAUAUUUGCCUGCUGGGCCGCUGGGGCCGAGAAGGACAAGAUAGAUGCUGAAGCGCUGGGCAUCUUGCUAUCUAGGGUGGUAGACAUGUGGAGUACUCCGGACCACAUCAAACACUCUCUGCUCUCUCGGCACCACUAUGUCACCGCUCUGCUCCUUCUCUGCGUCUCAUCAUUUCGCUCCUCCGAGGUCAAUAUGCUUUCUCACGUAAACGCGCUGGCGCUUUCCCCGCCUUUCAUUACCGCAAUAUCAACGUAUAUUUCUCACCUUGAUCCUAGCGUUCGUCGGUGUGGGAUGCUGGUCGCUGAGGAGGUCGCUCGCGGUGCUGGUAAAAAGCUUGAUUUUGGUGAUUGGGAGGGAGAAGAUCAAGGGAAAGCGUGGUGCCGGCAGCUGCGCCAAUUGGUCAAAGGCAGAGAUGCCGAUGCCGACGUGGACAUGACAGCGGAUAUCUCGAACACAGAGGGAGCACGUUUAGAAAUCCCUCUCGAGGCAGCGGUAGAAGCCCUGUCUAUGGAAGAUACGUCGGAACCAGGCCAGCCUCGCAAGCCCACAGUGCGGGACGUAGGUUACGAUUCGGACGAUUCGUUGACAGGUUAUGCGUCUCCUUCUUCAUCCCGCUCACCGUCACCUACACCUUCAGAGCUGGAGGAGAUCGAGAAGGAUCCGACGCUCAGAGUGGGGAAGAGGAAAAUACUGCGACCGGUGUAUCUGGCACAGCUUGGUAAUAUGGUCCGAAGCUCUGGCGGGCUGAAGUCUGAACAGGAAGAAGCGGAAGCCGAGAAGAUUGAGAUUGCGCUCAAUGUGGCCGAAGAACUCAUCAGGCGGAAGAGAGGGUACGGCACGGAGCUGGAGGAGAACGCGGUGAAUCUUGCGUAUGGAUUCGUGGGCCUUCAAGACAGCUAUGAGAUCGAGGGUUUCGAAGAGAAGCGCCAGGCGGCCCUGAAUGUGCUUGUCGCUUGUUGCCCCCGAAAGACUGCGCCAGCGAUCAUCGAGGAGUUCUUUAGAAACCAGUAUUCCACCAACCAGCGGUAUGUCAUACUCAACGCACUUGUUCUCGGUGCUCGCGAACUGGCCUCCCUGCCUAUGCUGCCAUCCUCUGUUCCUGCGAAUCGUGUGUCCUUCCCGAGCAAGCGCUUGCCACCUGCGCUUCAUGAAAAGUACAUCACAGCCAGCGAUCGAAACAGUUCCAACAAUCCAGCUCAACUUCUCCUUGAAGGCAUCAGUCGAGAGGCGAUUAAGAAGGGGAAGGAUGCAACAGCUGACAAGGUCCCCGAAAUCGUGCGCGAGCGGCAGCUGCGCAUUCGCAAGCCCGCCAAAGUCACAGAGGUCCCAUCGAGCAGCUCCGAGCUAGUUCGAAUUCCAACAACACAGAUUCCGCCGAAGUCGACGACGUUCACCGAAGUCGCCGCGGAGUGCUUCAUCUGCCCGCUCAUCAAUCGCUUCUGGCUUUUCCUGCGGGACGAACAGGCGCGCGAGGCCCGGACUGCACGUCAGCCAGCGCUGCACCGUUAUCGCGGUGCAGGGACUGGCCUCAUCCUGAAUCCAGUGGUGCUUACACGUUUCUUGAGUGCCCUGGCAGUUCUGGUGCACACCGCGCGCAACGCGCCGGAGUGGCUCGCGGUAGUCGCACCAGACGCGCUGGAGCUCGCAGUGACGCUCGGCACGCGCCCUAUAUCUGCCGCGGAAGGAGAGGACGAAGACGAAGAUGCAGACGGUGUGCGCAUGCGCGCUGGUGAAGGCGAAAAGACUGGAAAGAAGGGCAAGGAAGCUGCGGUGCUCACGACAGCACUGGAGCUUGCGCUCGUCGUGCUGGAUGGCUGCCUAGAGGUGGACGGUGGACGAUCCCUCGGACUGGAGCACACCGCAUUGCUAUUGGGAACGGGAGAGUGGGCUGGACAGGUCUUCUCUCGCUUGGAGAAGGGCAUCAGGAUGCUGGGUGGGGGCGGCGAGCAGGAAGCACGGCUGCAGAGUGCUGCGGCCGGUGUGAUCUUGAAGGUAGAUGAAUUGUCGUCGAGAUGGAGACGGUCCAUGAUUGAGGUGUGA